Messenger RNA from Cylindrotheca closterium, 3072 nucleotides. Lineage: Eukaryota; Bacillariophyta; Bacillariophyceae; Bacillariales; Bacillariaceae. The record is from the annotation of a GenBank genome assembly.
AUGCUUGACACUGCGGCUGUUCAACGCUAUCUCCGGCUGGUUCACCAAGGCUAUGACGUGUACUCCAUUCCAUCGCGGUUGGAGCAGCUUCAUAGACAAUUAACAUUAAACAGUGGGAUUAUGACUGAGAAAAUGGAACGCCAGUAUAACUGCUUGCACAAGCAGAUGUACAAUAUUCGUCGGAAAGCGGAAGCGAGGUGUCAAAGGGUUACAAAUGGGGCUGUCCCGUGGUCUCCCCAGAUCCAAAACUUUUGGGACCGCCAGUCCCUCUGGAAGCUACUGCUGAAGGGAAGGAAGCAAUGUCGAGUCAGCUCGCGGAAAAUCCGUCGCCUUAUGAAGAAGACUAAGUUGCCCGACGCGUGGAAGAAGACUACAGUUGAAUUGGAGACGGCAUUGCGUAAUGACAGGAAGGAGUACCUGCAUGCCAAGAAAAACCACGCGGUUUCAUGGCGCAAGGAGUUCUUGACUGUUCAAGUGAAGAAAUCUAAGAAGAAACAAUGGACAUCGCGCAAGGCUAGGGAUCGCUUUUUGAGGUUACGGCGGAUGAAGCAACGAGAGGAGGCGAGACGCCGCCGCCGCGCCCAGUCAAAAGGAUCUACUGGUGGUUUGCAAGCGAUUCAAGUUGAGGAGCAGUUACCUACCGGACAAGUGGAUCUGCGAACUCUCACCGACCGGAGACAAGUUGAGCAAGGGUGCAUGCAGGAAAAUCGCACAAGGUAUGACCAGACUCGAUCGCCCUAUACGACUCCUCCCAUGGACAAACCUUUGUAUUCAAUGUUCAUGGGGGCAGACGCAGAGAUGAACUCCCACGCACUUCUGGAGGGCCGCCUUCCCCUGCCGGAUGAGAUUGAUUCUUACACGCAGUCAUUCCUGGAGCAGUGCCGUUUCCACCAAGGGCACUCUAUGAUCCCGAUGGAAGUGUCGCCGGCCGAUCAUACUUACUUCUGGUCCUGUAAUCCAGAGAAUAAGGGCUCGGAACCGCAUGGGCUUCAUAACGGGCAUUUCAAGGCUGGGAUUUAUUCUCCCAUGGUGGCCCAAUGCGACGCUCUCUUCCGCCACAUACCCUUGACAACUGGGUUUGUCCCUGACAACUGGCGGCAUCUGAUGAAUUUCGCCAUUGAAAAGAAGCCAGGCGACUUGCGGCUGACAAAAAUGCGUACGAUUCAGCUCAUGAAUUCUGAGUCCCAAGCGAACUACAAGAAACUGGGCCGCCUGGCCAUGGCCUACGGCGAAGAACAUCACCUCUUGGCCGAUGGACAGUGCGGGUCUAGAAAACACCAUCAAGCAAUCAAUCUUGCCCUGUCUAAACGCCUUGUGUGGGACCUUCUGAUUCUCCAGCGCCGCUCUGCGGAUUGGAUUUCAAAUGACGCAACGUCGUGUUUUGAUCGGGUCGUCCAUUGGGUUGCGGUGUUAGCUAUGAUGCGUCUGGCGAUUGCUUGGAAUGCGUUGCGCAUGAUGUUUGACACUCUUGCAAUGUCCACGCACCAAGUGCGGACAGGCUUUGGUGACUCUGAAGAGAGCUUUCAGCCCCAUACUUGGCUCAAAAGAGUCUGGAAAGAGUUGGAGGACUUGGAUAUCUAUGUUGCUCUUGACACUCCUGUCCUCCCUCUCCGGUGCGAAGGCGAUGCCUUGCUCAUUGAGGUAUUCAUGGAGUUGGAAGUGGAUCAGGACGCUCUAAAGUGGCUCAACUGGUGCCGUAUGUUCCUCCAAUUUUGCACCGUCUCCGACAUCAUGACGGCCGAUGGCUGCAGCAUACGAGAGUCCAUGUGGCAUGGGGAACGUGACUACGCUCAUCGAUCGUCAUAUCAAUGGCCUUGCACUGUCCGGCCCAACAGGAACCACUGGAAGGUGUGGCAGGAACACCUUACUCGAGCACUACUUGUCUCUGACGGACCCCAGCGCCUACUGCGUCAUCCUCUGGGCCCAUGGAUCGAUCCUCUCGACAACUGGAGCUGGUUAUGGUCUUCUACCCACGGAUUGUUCCACCGCCAGGGCCACGGGUGGCAACACUACCGUCACCGUCGCUCCUCCACACGGAGCAUUCAAUGGGACUAUCCCCGUUCUACGCAAUUGUCCGGGUGCAAAGGACCACAUAACGAGCAUACCGACAACGGCGUCAGCUUCUUGCCAGCACCCUUUUGGACCCAACCACUCCCAGCUGACUUGUGCCGAGCUACCGUCCACAUUACGUCUUCGCUAGGCACUCUAGCUCUCACCGGCAUUGGGACAGCACCGCUUCAGCCGCAUCACAACUCUCAACCGUCCUUGCUGGCCGCCUCAGCCAGGGUGACCGAGUAUGUUGGCUGGACCCCUGAAGAGAUUGAGAUCGAUGGCUACGAAAGCCUCCUUGCUGCAGCCAUACUCGAAGACCGGUUGUGUGCGAUCAGCGACGGUUCUUAUAAGCUUGGUCUGGGCACGGCAGCAGUUCAACUGCUUCCACAUAAGGGUGGCACGGAACGUAUUAUUGUUCGGUGCCAGACUCCAGGUCUAACUGAUGACCAGAGCGCGUACCGGAUCGCACCACAACAAGCCCAGUUUGACCUGGUCUCCUUUAUCCGGGAGGCACUUGCCCGGUCUAGGGCCUUGUGGGAACCUAGCCACGUGUUUGGUCACCUUGAUAAGGCGACAUCCUUUUUGUGCCUCUCUUGGUGGUCCAAACGGAAUGUGGAAGUGGAUGCGUGGGCGGUUGCCUAUUGCCACCAGCUCAAAGCUUCACACCGAUUGAUUGCACCUAACGCUCGUUUCUUUACCGAAUUGGCUGCCCUUUACACCGGGGACGUCAAACAGUCGCGAUUGAAUCCAGAACAGGUCCAGGAACUGGUGGCGCUGCCUGCUCUACGCAAGCGAUUGCACGAGCGGCAGACGUCGUUGGACCACAAAGCAUGCCGUGGGUAUGUGUGGUGUAGGGAAGUUCAAAGUCCGGUGGGGUGCCGCAGACUCAGCUGCAUGUCCCUGCGUCGGCGAGUUGGAGGACCACCUUCACGGUCCUUGAUGUACGGCGCCCUCAGCGAGUGCGGAAUGGGAGCGCUGGACGGCGUCGUUGGACCAAUGGUUGGACACCCAAGUCACUGA